AUGGGUCUAACAAAGUUUUCUUCAUUGGCCAUGUUAGCGCUGACCGUUUCUGCUGCCUCUUGGAGCGCAACUCCUUUUAAUCCCGCAUCUGUCCCGCUCGCAGUUCGGUCGCCUUAUCUGUCUGCAUGGCUGCCUCAAGGUGCUGGCACAGCGCUGAACGGUGCCUGGCCCCAGUUUUGGACUGGAUCAACUCUUGGAUGGGCUGGCUAUAUCAGAGUUGAUGGUGCCACGUAUACCUUCCUGGGUGAUCCCGUUGUUGCAGGUGCCGAAUCUGCCGUCCAAAAAAGCCUGGAGUUCACUUCAACGCAAAGUAUUUUCGUAAUGACUGCCGGGCCGGUGGAUAUAAAUGUGAACUUCCUCAGUCCUGUCGAGCCCACAGACCUCCUUAAGCAGUCCAUCCCAUUCUCGUAUCUGGCACUUUCUGCAGUGUCUAACGAUGGAGGGUUGCAUACCGUCAGCGUAUACACCGACAUAAGCGCAGAAUGGGUAUCUGGAGAUGACUCUCUGACGGUCAACUGGACCACUUCUACGGGCAACAUCCUGACUCAUCGUGUCAUGCUUGAGAACCAGGAAUUGUAUACCGAGUAUAGUGACCUUAUCCAACAGGGAGCAGCCUAUUACUCUACUUCGAAUUCUUCCUCCGUGACGUACCAAACCGGCCAAGAUGCCGUUGUUCGAGGCCAAUUCAUCAACAACGGUGUUCUUAACAAUACUGAGGACACCAAUUUUCGUGCCGUCAGCGACAAUUGGCCAGUGUUUGCUUUCGCUCACGACCUUGGCACCGUGUCAACCACUGCUACUGUGCCUGUAAUAUACACUGUGGGUCAUGUGAGAGAUCCGGCAAUCCAGUACAUCGUCGCGAACGACGUCUACCAACCCCGAAGUAUUUACUUCUGGAGUGCUUACUCAAGCGUCGCGGACUUGAUUUCUGACUUCAUUGGGGACUACUCUACUGCGCUGGGACGUGCGCAAGCGUUCGACCAGAAAGUCCAGAGUGACGCCUCGGCCAUUUCGAGUAAUUAUGCUGGUGUCGUCGCACUGUCGGUUCGUCAAGCCUUUGGAGCCUUGGAGCUUACGUUGUCGAAGAACAGUAAUGGAAGUUGGAACACAGAUGAUAUCCUGAUGUUCUUGAAGGAGAUCUCUAGCGAUGGUAACGUGAACACUGUGGAUGUCAUCAUGCCCGCAUGGCCUAUUCUCUUGUAUACCAAUCCCACACUUGGAAAAUAUCUCCUACUCGGCCUCCUUGAGUACCAAGCAACCGGUCAAUAUCCCAAUGCUUGGGCUGCCCAUGAUCUUGGUUCAUCUUAUCCCAACGCUACGGGUCACAAUGCCGGUAACGAUGAAGCCAUGCCUCUCGAAGCGCCUAUGCUUUCAGAGUGCGGAAAUAUGCUCAUUAUGGCUUUGAGUUACACUCAGAAGUCUAAUGACAUCUCCUUGAUCACCCAAUAUACGGAACUUCUUAACCAAUGGACCGGAUACCUCGUCGCAGAAGCCCUCAUUCCUGCGAAUCAGAUCAGCACAGAUGAUUUUGCGGGGGCUCUCCCCAACCAGACUAAUCUAGCCAUUAAGGGUGUGAUAGGCAUCCAGGCUAUGUCUGUAAUUUCGGGCAUAUUGGGCGACACCGUUAAUCAACAAAACUACAGUUCUUCAAAUAUUCAGUCAAUCGUACAGCGCUAUGUUCCGCAAAUACUUAACUAUGCCACAUCGAGCGACGGGCUGCACCUCACCUUGAAUUACGGAAAUGAAAGCUCUUGGGGUUUGUCAUACAACCUGUAUGCAGAUAAGUUACUUGGCACCAAUGUUUUCCCAGAGUCUGUCUAUGACAUGCAAACCGCGUGGUAUGCCACCGUUGUCAAUGCUUACGGCGUCCCUUUGGACACUCGCCACACAUACACUAAAUCCGACUGGGAAUCAUGGACUGCUGCCAUUAUGACGAACACGACGACGCGAGACAUGUUCAUUGAUUCUGUCUACAAGUAUGCUGCCGACGGUGAAAGUAAUCAGCCGUUCGGAGACUGGUAUGAGACACUUGAUGGCACUGUGUAUGGAUUUAGGGCCCGCCCAGUCGUUGGUGGUCAUCUGGCUUUGCUUGCUUUGUGA
Molecule: messenger RNA, 2100 nt
Organism: Suillus subaureus
Lineage: Eukaryota; Fungi; Basidiomycota; Agaricomycetes; Boletales; Suillaceae
Exons: 18
Coding region: 1-2100 (699 amino acids)
Source: RefSeq, a predicted model, not a curated record